Messenger RNA from Necator americanus (New World hookworm), 1098 nucleotides. RefSeq lists its product as uncharacterized. The record is from RefSeq and is a predicted model, not a curated record. Gene Ontology annotation, molecular function: magnesium ion binding; ATP binding; ribose phosphate diphosphokinase activity. The transcript has 11 exons. Bases 1 to 1098 code for a protein of 365 amino acids. NCBI's taxonomy places the organism in Eukaryota, Metazoa, Nematoda, Chromadorea, Rhabditida, Ancylostomatidae. Gene Ontology annotation, cellular component: cytoplasm; ribose phosphate diphosphokinase complex. Gene Ontology annotation, biological process: 5-phosphoribose 1-diphosphate biosynthetic process; purine nucleotide biosynthetic process.
AUGCACGGAACGACGUUCAUCGAAGGGAUGGCCGCUCUCAACUACAAAACCGAUGACAGUAGCGGCAUGGUCCUGUUGUCCGGAAAUUCACAUCCAGAACUCUCUCGACUUGUCUCCGACCGACUUGGAAUUCGUCAAGGAGAAGUUAUUGUCUACAACAAAACGAAUAGAGAAACUUCUGUCGACAUCAAGCAGUCAGUUCGCGGGAAACACGUUUUCAUCCUGCAAAGCGGAUCAAAGAAUGUGAACAAUGACGUCAUGGAGCUGCUUAUUCUCAUCUAUGCAUGUAAAACAUCGAUGUCGAAGACGAUUACUGUAAUGAUGCCAUAUUUACCGUAUUCGAAACAGUGCCGAAUGUUGAGAAGAUCGUCGAUUCCAAUGAAACUUAUUGCGGAGAUGAUCUGCAGAGCUGGUGCUUCUCGUCUAGUAUCAUUAGAUCUGUACAAGAAAGAAAUUCAAGGAUUCUUCUCUAUACCCGUGGAUAAUCUUCGAGCAUCACCGUUUCUUCUUCAGUACAUUAAAGAAUAUAUUCCGGACUACAAAAAUGCCAUAAUCGUUGCCAAAUCUCCAGGGGUAAUGAAUAAAGCCACGUCAUACGCGGAUAGACUUCGCCUGGGUGUGGCAGUGAUUCAUGGUGAGCAGAAAGACUCGGAAGAGUCAGGUCUUGAGGAUGGUCGACAAAGUCCGCCGCCCAAUUAUGCACCGUUUGAACUGUUUCCGUCACAGGAACCAAAGCAGAAGCCGCCUUUAACCGUUGUUGGAGAUGUUGGAGGUCGAAUUGCAAUCAUGGUGGAUGACAUUAUCGAUGAUGCGCAAUCGUUUGUCGCUGCCGCGGAGGUGCUGAAAACACGAGGAGCAUACAAGAUUUAUGUGAUAGCCACUCAUGGAGUGCUGAGUUCGGAUGCUCCAGCAUUACUGGAAGCGUCGCCUAUCACUCAGGUGAUCGUAACGAAUACAGUUCCCCAUGAAGUCCAGAAAAUGCGUUGUCACAAAAUAAAGACAGUGGACAUCUCGCUGAUGUUAUGUGAAGCUGUACGUCGUAUCUACCACAACGAAUCUAUGGGACAACUUUUCCGUGAUAUUACUCUGGAUGAUUAG